Molecule: messenger RNA, 3021 nt
Organism: Pleurotus ostreatus (oyster mushroom)
Lineage: Eukaryota; Fungi; Basidiomycota; Agaricomycetes; Agaricales; Pleurotaceae
Exons: 14
Coding region: 1-3021 (1006 amino acids)
Biological process (GO): ubiquitin-dependent protein catabolic process; protein polyubiquitination
Molecular function (GO): ubiquitin protein ligase activity; protein binding
Source: RefSeq, a predicted model, not a curated record
AUGUUUGCCGAUGAACGACGCAGAAAGAUCAAUCUGGGCGGCGCAUCGAGCGCACAGAGCCAUGCCAUCAUCCUGGAUCAAGCCAAAGCUCGAAGAUUAGAACGCGAGGCGCUUCGGCGAAAGCAAGAGCAGGCGACUCGUAUUCAAGCAUGGUGGCGCGGCCAGAGGGAAGCCAGGCUCGUGAGAGCGAGGAUGCAGGAGCUGUUCGCCCAGGAUAUGUUCUCGAUCACGGGCUUGCGGUGCUUGGCUUUGACCUGCGAUGAGACAGCGCUGGAGUCUUGGUCGACUGCAGUCAGUCAGGACGGAGCCCUUGCAUUUAGAUCGGCGGCGGCACCUCAUCAACACCAAACGAGCUGGCUAAUCUUGAUGCGGCAGAUAACGCUGCUACUCCUCAAAUCGGUCGCAAAUUCGCCUCGACUCAAUCGCUCAGUUGUGCAUCUUCGAGUCCUUACCUCCAUCUUCUCCCCGAGCUGGUACCGCCCCACGUUCGGCAGCGAAGCCACAGACGCGUGUGCGGCCAUCACGCGAUACACCCUAGAUCACGGUUAUUAUUCCUUAAUUUCGCAGGCAAUAUUUGCCAUCCCGAUACCCGAGGCCAAAACAUCCCAGUCUCUCCCAUAUCUAGUCGUGCUCGCUACGCAACCCUUCUCCAUCCUGGCCACCUCCGAUCCCGCUUACUCAUUCGCACUCGAAGCCCUUCUGUCGCGCAUCCUCGUCAUCCCACUGCUUCCGAACCGGAUUCCCAUUGCAUCACUCACCCAUCUCGCGGGCCACUUGCCGUUCUCCACUCUGAACCUGGUCGAGGACCGCGUACCGCAGGUGGCGCACGAAGACCGGGUGCACCUCGUUGCGAACCUGGUCACGUUCACGUCUCCCCGGUACUCGAAGCUCCCGAAGGCGGCGCUCGAGGCGUAUGCAGGGCUGGUUACUGCGCUGCUCAACGCGCUUCCCAUCAAUGCUCUGGAUGCACGGCACCCCGGGGUCGAGGAGUACGACUCUGAUAUGGAGGCGCACGCGGAGGGCGACGUCGUGACUCUUCCGCCGCUGGAUCCCCGUACGACUAAACGCCUCGAUGUGCUAUUUUCGACCGCGCACAUACAAUCCUUGACGUCGGCAUUGCAGUCGCGCACAGCACUGGUCAAGUUCCUGCUAUCGCUCGCUACUAUAUCUCCGGCACGUAAAGACGAUGUGCUACGCGCGGUGCAAGUCAACAACGGCGGAGGGCUGGUGCGGGAGAUAUACCGAGUUUAUGUGAGGAGUUCGGCACUUGGGAAAGAUACCGAGAUGAAUACGCUCGCAGACACGGCGAACGCCCCUUCGUGGACAUACUUACUGUUCCUGACAUACCUGUACAACCAGGCGCUGACUACGAUGGGUGACGACGAGUUUUUUUCGACUGCCGCGCCUUCAUCGACAGAACGCUCUAUCGAACGCAAUCCCCUCUCGUUAGAUGAUCUGACCACUUUUAGCAGGCAGCUGAUGAAUAUUGCAUUUACGCUAUAUUGGCGCACACCUGGUGAACUGUCCAGCGGCCCUGUCCUGGCCCGUGCUGGCAUCCGGUUGAACUGGGAGGGCGUCAGAGACAUUAUAACGAAGUGCUUGGUCGCUAUUCAUGCACGAGAUUCCCGCAAACCGUUUACUCCCCAGGACCACUGGUUGGUGACCUCGAAUUUCGACGUGCAGUCGUUUGUUGAGGCGGCGAUAUUUGAGGAGAAGGAGCUCACGUCGGACAGUAACGCCGAGGUUGUGGUAUCCGGCACGAGGGUUCGUCCGACGCAUAGUCUCUCUGCGCGCCAGCUCGCAUAUCUGUCGCCACGGCUGGGGAUCCUCAACAACAUCCCCUUCGCGAUCCCGUUCCCCGUCCGCGUGUCUAUCUUCCGCAGAUUCAUCCAGAACGACGCGAUUGCGCGGGGGACGCCUGAUCGGUAUUCUUUCCAGGGAAUGAGCCAUCGGACGCGGGUGCAUAUUCGCCGUUCGAGCGUCGCGCAGGACGGAUUUGACAAAUUGGCCGGUGUGGAUCUGAAGGGCCCGAUAGAGAUUACCUUCGUAGAUCAGUUCGGCCAGGAAGAGGCUGGAAUCGACGGGGGCGGAGUGUUCAAGGAGUUCUUCACGAGCCUCUGUAAGGAAGUUUUCGAUACGGAUCGUGGGCUGUGGCUGGCGACUAAAAAGAACGAGCUGUAUCCAAAUCCCCACGCUUACGCUACCGAACCGCAUAGCCUCAACUGGUAUCGAUUUGUAGGACGGAUAUUGGGCAAGGCGCUGUACCAGGGUAUACUCGUGGAUGUGGGCUUUGCGGGGUUCUUCCUGGCCAAGUGGCUCGGCAAGCAGAGCUAUCUCGACGAUCUGGCGUCUCUGGACCCAGAUCUCUACAACGGGUUGACGUUCCUCAAACAUUACGAGGGGAAUCCGGAGGAUCUGUCGCUGAACUUCACGGUCGCCAUUGAGGAAUUUGGCACGACUAAAUCAAUCGAUCUGAUACCAAAUGGAAGCAACACGCCUGUGACGAGGGAGAACCGCCUCCAAUACAUAUACCUAAUUUCGCAUUACCGCCUCAGCAAGCAGAUCAAGCUCCAGAGCGAGGCGUUUUUUGAAGGCCUUUCGGAUAUGAUAGACCCUAAGUGGCUUCGCAUGUUCAACCAGCAAGAGUUUCAGAUUCUCCUCGGAGGGGUUAACUCUGCCAUUGAUAUAGAGGACUUGCGUGCUCACACCGUGUACGGCGGCUUGUACGAUGAGAAGCAUCCUACUAUCAUGGCGUUUUGGAACGUGGUGGAGUCAUUUGAUCACGAGCAGCGACGAGCGCUAUUGAGAUUCGUAUCAAGCUGUAGUCGUCCACCCCUGCUCGGUUUCAAGGAAUUGCUUCCGAAUUUCUCUAUUCGGGACGCUGGCUCAGAUCAGACACGCCUUCCGACUGCGAGCACAUGCGUCAAUCUUCUGAAGCUACCAUUGUAUCAAAAUGAAGCCGUGCUUCGAGAGAAACUCCUGAAGUCCAUCACCUCCAACGCGGGCUUCGAUCUCUCCUGA